ACGUCUUCUUAUGAAUAAUGUGAAAAAUUGAUUUAUUUACAUAAUAAAUGCCUAGAUUCUCAUGUUUUAUGAUGAAUAUUUGAAAUAUAUAUAUUGAGAAGUUAAUUUGAUACAUUAUUUGUAAUAAAUUUCAUGUAAAUUAUCAUAUUUUCAAUAUUAUCGUAGUAGCGUCUAUUCAUGAUUGUUUCAACAAUCAGCGUACCGGCAACGCAAUAUUUAUAAAAAAUACCUUGAUUAAAUCGUAAAAAUAUACAUAUUUCAAUAUUAUCAUUGUAACUUAUUGGUUAAAUAAGAUACUCAGAUAUAAUUUCUUCCUAUCAACUACAUUGCUUUUCAAUAAUAUUCAAUAAUUAAUUAACAGGAUAAUUUCAGGAUAAAAAUCCAGAGAGUUUAAUGCAAGUUGAGCUGUCAUCAAUAUCGUUAAGUGGCUCCGUUUGCACGAAUUCUGGCAAUCUUCAUGUGAAGAGCUAAUAUUCCCAACAGCACCGGAUGAUCCAGUUUGUCCCUGAAGACUUCUCAUCGUAGCAGUAACAUUAGCAUUGCCUCCAUUACCGUUACUGAAGAUUAAUUUAUUAACAAGGAGAUGGCAAGUAUGUUCAUCAAAUCGAACAGAGAUCGAACGUGUAAUUAAUAGUCAGUUGUGUCUUGCAGCCUGUAAAAAGAGUCAAGGUAUUCGAGAAUACUCAGCCUAUGUUUUGACAUAAUGCGACCUUGUAAGAUAAUCCUUUAAACGACGGAUGCGGGUGGUCUAAGUCACUUCGUCACCGAAUUUUGUUAAAACUCAUCGGCAGAAUAAAACGAAUUAUGGAAAAAACAGACAAAAGAAUUAGUCAAGAUGUAUAAACAGUUCUGAAAAUUUCCUUUUAAACAAUAUGCAACUAAAGAAGUGGAAGAAGAAUGUCAUGGAUGACAUACUGGAAAACUUAGAGCUGUACAUUUCUUAAUCUUCCGGGUGUAGACACUGGCAAUAUGGUGAGACUUCUUUGUGCCUGAAAUACGGUCUCGGAUCCUGCACGAUGUGGCAUCUGUAAUAACAAGCGAUGAAGUCUUGUUCUUUCAACCGUUUCCCUUCGUGAACGUCGUCGUCGUCGUCAUCAUCAUCAUCAUCAUCAUCUUCGUCGAUGUCAACUUGACGCAUUCAUCUGAACAACCUUGAGUUUACGAGGAAUCAAGAGCGAAUUAUCAACGGAGGAAAUUGGAUUAAUUUUCGUCCCGAGCAUUGAAAUACUUUCUCACUCUUAAUUCUCUUUUAUCCCACUUUUUCUCAUGCCGACAAGUAUGAGUUGCUGGAACGGAUGGAAUUCUCGUCAGCCUGUCUAUUAAAGCUGCAGUCAGCGUCGAAUGUCGAAUGCGACGGACGUGCGAUGGAUACGAAAAUGCCGCAGACGCAACGUACAUCCUUCUGAUGCUCAUAUGGAUAUCAUUUUCUUUUCCUCCUUUUCGUAUGUUUUAAUGCAAGUAUAUCAAGAUUCACCAAUUGACAAAUAAAAAAAAUUGAAAAAAAAAAAAAGAAUAAUUUAAUAAAAACACAAAUAUUAAAAAAUAUCAAAUCUAUUUACUGAAUAACUGAAAAUAUGUAUAAAUAUUAUAAUCAAUGGAGCAGGCAAAUAUUUCAAAAUAUUUCCUACAAAUACUCGUAAUGAAAUGGUUCUGAUAACAUUUUACAGUGAUAAUAGUUUAUAUGUUUCGAUUUCAUCAUUGACACGUGCUAUGAAUUUGAAAUUCAUAAUGGACGUGAACGUGCACUAUCAUCAAUCGAAUCAUACAAAAUUCAAUAAUAAAUAGACAUAGAAGAUGAACAGAAAUGGUGGAAUAGAUGAAGAAUAAGAUAGACAUUGAAAUUGGCAUUAACAGGUGUUGAUAACGCCACCAUGACAUCUAGUACUCGUAACGAGAGUGAGGAAAUACGUAUUUGCUUACUUCCGGAGGAUUUAGAAAUUCUUGAAGAUCCAAGAACAGCAUCAUUGAGAAGGGUCAGUUAUGGAAUUGUAUUACCAGCCAUCUGUUGCUUAGGAAUCAUCGGGAACAUCUUGAAUCUUGUGGUACUGACUAGGAGAAAUAUGCGUGGCACAGCAUACAUCUAUAUGAGGGGAUACUCAGCAGCUGCAUUGCUGGCAAUAGUUUUCUGCAUCCCUUUUGCCUUACGGGUGCUUAUUCACAAGGAGACAGGAAGAUGGAAUAAUUGGCCCCAAGCAUUCUACCAUGCACACUUGGAACUUUUUCUGGGCAACGGAUGUUUAGGGGUAGGAGUUAUGAUGCUGUUGGCAUUGACCGUAGAGCGUUACGUAAGCGUGUGUCAUCCAGGACAGCAUACACGUCCACUAUGUGGACCACCUCAUCUCACAGUCAGUUUGAUACCCUUGGCAACCUUUCUCGUUUAUCUGCCGAGUGUGUUUCGAGGUGAAAUAACGACCUGUCUGCUGUCACCUGGUGGUCCUCUCAUCUACCAAAAGCGUGAUAACUUGUCCUUUCUGCAUUCACUAUUUUAUCAAAUCUACAAAGUUGUAUUAGAGGUUGUAUUCAAAGUUGCACCAACAAUACUACUUGCUGGAUUCAACUUGCGAAUAAUGAUUGUAUAUAGAAGAUCAUGUGAGAGAAGACGAAGAAUGACAUUGUCAAGAACAGUAAGCAAUGGUGAUGAAGAUCCAAGAACAUUUGCAGAAGAACGCAGACUUGUUUUAUUGCUUGGAAGUACCAGCAUUCUUUUCUUAGUUUGUGUCAGUCCAAUGGUCAUUUUAAAUGUAACUUUGAGUGAAAGUAACUUGAGUCUUUAUCCGUAUCAAGUGUUUCGUGCUCUUGCCAAUUUACUGGAGAUAAUAAAUUACUCGAUAACAUUUUAUAUUUACUGCCUCUUCUCUGAAGACUUUCGAAACACCCUUAUUCGUACUCUCCAGUGGCCAUGGGGUAAAGCCGCACGAGAAAACCGAAGAGUACCAAUGAAAAGAUCACCAAUUCCGCGACCAACAACAACCACAACUCCACCAACUACUGCCGUUGCAACACCCGGACACGUAGCACGAGCUAGUGUCUAGUGAUUUGCUAAAUAAAAAGCUUUAAAGUAAAGAAAUAAUGGACUAAAAUUGCCAUUAAAGUGUAUCAAAUUGACUUAUAAA
Molecule: messenger RNA, 3113 nt
Organism: Chelonus insularis
Lineage: Eukaryota; Metazoa; Arthropoda; Insecta; Hymenoptera; Braconidae
Product: probable G-protein coupled receptor B0563.6
Exons: 11
Coding region: 1872-3032 (386 amino acids)
Biological process (GO): G protein-coupled receptor signaling pathway
Cellular component (GO): membrane
Molecular function (GO): G protein-coupled receptor activity
Source: RefSeq, a predicted model, not a curated record